Molecule: messenger RNA, 9413 nt
Organism: Homalodisca vitripennis (glassy-winged sharpshooter)
Lineage: Eukaryota; Metazoa; Arthropoda; Insecta; Hemiptera; Cicadellidae
Product: band 4.1-like protein 5
Exons: 17
Coding region: 359-2698 (779 amino acids)
Cellular component (GO): cytoskeleton
Molecular function (GO): cytoskeletal protein binding
Source: RefSeq, a predicted model, not a curated record
UUUUUCCAGAGCCAGACAGUAUUCGUCAUUUGAGCUUGAGGGGUGUUAUUGUUUCGUUAACUUCAACCUCAAUUUUGAUCUCAAAAACUUGUGUUGUGUAACUAGUCGUUUAUUUCGUUAUGUGAAUCAGAAAAUUUAAGUUAGUUUUCGAACCAUCAGUAUAAAAACGUUCGUUGUUUUCAUUAUAGGAACUAUUAUGAAUUAACUUAAUUUUUUUCGUUUGUAUACAAACUUCCAGCAAAUUUACAAAAAGCAAACUUUGAUGUAGUUAAAUUUGUUAUUUUUAUAAGGAUUAGUUUAGUACGAUGUGGGUUUAUGUUUUGAGCUAACUUAGUUAUAAUUUGCCUCGGGACAAAAAAUGUUACGGUUCUUAAGUAGAAAAAGGGGCAGAAAUGGCCAGAAAACAUCAACACAAAUUAAAUCAGGAAGUCAGAGGUUUACUUCUAAUAAGCAUCUUGUUCAAUGUAAGGUCAUUUUGUUGGAUGGGACAGAUUUAUCAGUUGAUUUGUCGAAAAAAGCAAUUGGAAGUGACUUGUAUGAGCAAGUCUUUUAUUCCUUGGAUCUUAUUGAGAAAGACUAUUUUGGUUUGCAGUACACGGAUGCCAACAAUGUCCAGCAUUGGUUGGAUCCAACAAAAGCUAUUAAGAAACAAGUUAAAAUUGGACCCCCCUACACUCUUAGGCUUAAGGUGAAGUUUUACUCUUCUGAGCCGAACAGUCUACGAGAGGAGCUCACCAGAUAUCAGUUUUUCUUACAACUGAAACUGGAUAUACUGGAAGGCCGACUUGAAUGUCCAGAAAAUACUGCUGUUGAAUUAGCCGCUUUAGCCCUGCAAUCUGAGCUGGGAGAUUAUGAGGAAGGAUAUCAUACUCCUGCUGUUAUCUCAGAGUUCCGUUUCGUACCCAAUCAGACUGAAGAUAUGGAAAUACUGAUACUUGAUGAAUUCAAGAAAUGCAGGGGUCUGACUCCAGCACAGGCAGAAAUGAACUAUUUGAACAAGGUCAAGUGGCUGGAAAUGUAUGGUGUUGAUAACCACAUUGUCUUGGGCAAAGAUGGCUGUGAAUAUUCCCUGGGGUUGACACCAACCGGAAUACUUGUUUUUGAGGGAACUCAGAAAAUUGGUUUGUUUUUUUGGCCCAAAAUUGGAAAGUUGGAUUUCAAGAAAAAGAAACUGACAUUGGUAGUUGUUGAAGAUGAUGACCAAGGGAGGGAACAAGAGCACACUUUUGUCUUCAGGCUUCACAAUGAGAAGGCUUGCAAACAUCUGUGGAAGUGUGCAGUUGAACACCAUGCAUUCUUCAGGCUGCGAGCUCCAGUCAAAGGCCCUUCUGCCAGACAGAACUUCUUCAGGAUGGGUUCAAGAUUUAGAUAUAGUGGAAAAACAGAGUUUCAGACAACUCAGCAAAACAGGGCCAGACGCACUGUGCAGUUUGAAAGGCGGCCCAGCCAACGCUAUGCUCGGCGGCAGUCACAUGUGCUACGCGAGAAACAAAGAGGUCACGUGGCAGUGCAGGAAAGCAGUGCCAAGAAACCAGAUGGACAAGGGUCAAGUACAGGAAGCACACAGAGUGAGGCAUCAGCGUCCUCUGCACCAACGACCCAGCCUGAGGCUGAUGAAUCUGUGUCGUUAACAGGCACUCUCAAGAAACAGAAGGGUUCAGUUACAGGAGUUGCAGAGGAACGUCUUGACUCUUUAUUGAAGAGUUUGGCUAAAGAAACAGUAUCUAAUCACAAUUUGGAAGAUAUUAAUGAUUCAAGCUCUACAUUGUCAAUUCUUAAUUCCAAGGCAGAUGAGGUGAAUGUGGAGGGAGAGUGCUCUUCUCGCUCGCCAAUUCCCAACAACAGAAAUGUUCAAACAGGUUCAGGCCCUCGACCAAUUCCACUCGAUCAGCUUAAGUGCAAUAUUUUGAAAGCUAAAGUAGAAGAAGAAUUAAGAAAGUCACCUCUUCCUAUUUCUGUGGACACAUUCGAAAGGAACAAGAUGUCCAACGUUACAGAUUCUGUUAUUUUGGACGGGGAAGUUGCACAUUUGAGUAAGAAAAAUCACCUAUUCGGGAAAGAACAAGCUACAUUUGUUUCAGUUGGAGGAGACAAACUAACCUUGUCACUUAGUGGGGCAGACGUGGAUAAAACCGAAGUGUUGGAAGAAAAUACUGGGAAGGAUGGCCGGUCUCCGACCCCCGUGACAGUGACUCACUUCUCGUGGGGUGAGGCAGGCAAGCUAGAACAGCGAGUCAUCUCCCCUUCCGCUCGCUCCCCCACUCCCUUCAUGUCACUCUCCGUAGCUCCAGUUGAAACCUUGGUCUCUACCAACCCGUUUGUUACCACAGAGACCAAGUGCACCACUAAUCCAUUUCUGGCUUAUCCGAAUUCCAAUCCCUUUGUCGACAUGAGUUCUGAGGAGGUGAAGAGUUCUGAUGUUACCAAUGAGGCCGACAAUAAUGUGGAACUUAUUACAAAUGGCAUUACAAAAGUCCCCUCCUCCCCAGUUGAUCCGUGUCCUGUCAUUAUACCAGCAAGUUCAACUCCCCAGACAGAGAAAGUACUUGAACCAGUGAUCAGGGACAAUAAAGCAGUUCCCACUCUGAAUCAGCUGUCGCCGUGGCUGGUGGCCUCGGAGCCCUCCACUCCUCCAAUGAUGAGCAAGUCCAAGCAGGAAGUGAUCACUCGCAAGACCGUUAUUACCACUCAGCUCUGAUCAGUGCCUUUCUUUACUUAUUCUUUCAUACUUAUUACUCUCUUCAUAUCAAUACAUUUCUGUAUUUCUUUAUUCACAUUAAAUUAAUUUAGAAUAUAAACUAUUAAUCUUAUUAAGAGUACAAUAAAUAUAUUGAUUCAGUCAUUCAUUUAAGUUUACAGACUAUUUAAAUUUAUCAAAAUAAUUUUAUAAUAUUACUGACUUAUGGAUGUAAUUUUAUUUAUUUUAAUAAAUAUUUAUGUCUGUCAGAAAGAUUUCUAAGGUGUGGUUUUCUGUAUUAAUUUUAUAACAUGUAUAUUUCUUGGCCAAUUUUGAACUUUGUAAAUAUAUUUUCAGGCUAGUGACAUAACUGUAAAAUCAAAUUAUUCCCUGAGAAUAUAAGGGCUUGGUUAUGAAACAAAUUAUAUUUAUUAUUAUUUAAUAGUGUUUAAGUGUUUUACUGUUGCUAUGGCUGUACAGAAUGUUUGGGUGCAGAUGUCACCCACACUGCUUGGUGGCUAGGGAUGGGGUUGGAGUACCAUUAACAAGUUUACAUUAGCGAUAGUUUCCUACAUAUUCUUGUUAUGUACAACUUAUUAGUAUUAUAAAGCAUUUUAUAUUGUGUUUUCUCAUAUUAUGUUUUUCUUCAAUAAGUUUAAAGCUUUAGUUAUGUUUUGACCUUGUUAAUUAGUUGACAGCUAAGACUAUGCAUGGUCUUCCUAUUUUACUUACUAAUGCAUAGAUUAUUACAGUAUUGUAUUUGUUAUUAUAAUGUGUGUGUUUGAGAGUGUGUACUUAAUAGUAAAUGAACAUGACACUGCUUUUGUUUUGAAGAGCACUUUACUUAAUGUUUUCAAAUUACCAGAAACUUUUCAAGGAUUAUCGAUGUAGAAAAGAGGAAGUGAUUUUAAAGAACCACAGGAGACAAUAAGUUGCUCAAUUUUACUACUACUGCCAAGUACUCUAAUAAACUUAGCUGAUUUUAUAAUCUAGUAAGUUUGAUAUCUCAGACUUUAAAGUAACAAUACAUUUUUCCAUUGAUGUAACUAACUGUAUUGUAAUAAUUAGUAAGCUAUUGCUUUUUUUUAUGUAAACAACAAACUGUAACUUCAAAGUGUUUUAAAAAUCAUUUGAUCAAUAUUGCUUGAUUAUCAAUAGUGCGUGUUAAUUAUUGUAAAGAUGCGUAAUAAUGCAUUAUCUUAAUAUCUCAAUACGGAAUCAAUAGUUCUCAUAAAUUUUACUAUACAUUUCAAUGUUUAUUAAAAACUUACAAUAUAUUCUAUUUCUAUUUUAUCAGUUGUUUCUAAAGAUCAUAAUAAUUAUUAUUGAAUUAACUUGCCACAAAUAAACCAUAACACUUGCCAUUUCAUUAUUUAUUGUAACAUCAAAGUGGUCCAUACUAUGAAGUUAUAAAAUAAUAAUUGUUCCGAUUGCUAAAGGAUAACAGGUUUUCAUAUGUGUGUCAUCGUUAUAUACUAUUGUAAUGUAUUUUAAUUAAUUAUAAUUUUUAUAUAUGUUAAACUUAUGCCUUAAGCUUUUUUGAUUCCCGAAUAAGAGGAUGAGUUCCAUCAUCAAAAUGUAAUGUUAUGUUUUUGUAGUGUAUAACAAUGGCAGAUAUCUUAAAUCAUCUAUUGUCAAAAUAAUAAACUCUUAUCAAUCAUAGAUAAAAUUAUAAAUAAUUACUGAUACCGUUACAAAAUCAUUAUUAAGACAUUUUAUUAGUUCUAAGCUCGAACAAUAAAGAAAAUAUUUGGGUCUUUCUUUAGUUUAAUCAAAUUAAAAUAUUUUUUUUUACUUGUAAUUACUUUUUACUAUUCUGAUUAUAAAUAAAUAGUUUUCCUAAUAUAAGUGACCUUAUACAUAUUACUGUGCCCAUAUACUUAGUAUGUGUUGAUGCAUUGUAGUUUUAACUAUUGAAACCUAGGUGUUACUUCUUCAAAUAUUUGAAAGAUUUAAAUGUUAUAGCAAUAAUAACUUUAAUAUUAAUAUUGGUUUGGAGUUGUCAUAGAUUAUAGGUUUUAUGCAGUAACUUUUUUUCUUGAGUCUUAUUUUCUUUCAAAUAUUGAAUAGUUUAGAAUAAUAUUGGAAUAACAUAUUUCAUGAAUUAAUAUUUUUUUAGUUUGUAAACAUGAAACCAAUCAAGCAUACUAAAACUGUUUUGCCAUUAGUUAAAAGUCCUAAAUUGUAAUUAUUAUCUGAAUUAAUACUUGAAUUUAUAAAAUAAAAAGAGUUCAGACUUGAUGAUAUAAAUUUGUAAUGUUAUUUUUCAAAUUUGUACUUUAAAAAUGUAGUGUGAUUUUAAGUUUGACAAACAAAACAAAUUAAAGUCAAUUAUGUUUUGUACGGUAACCAAUGUUUUUCAAAGUAAAACUUUUUAAAUAAUCUUAGUGCCUUUUAGAUAGUGCCAUUACUAUGAAAUUAUUAGAAAACUGUAUUAAGCAGAAUAAUAACCAUGAGUAUUAUAAAAGACAGAUCUUUUGUAAAAGACAAAUGCAUUUUAUAGUUAAGAAUAAUAAGACAACAAUUUAGUUAAAAAGAAAACAGUGUAUCAAUGUACUAGGUUUUAUAUAUUUUUACAUUAUUAGUAAUUACAUCUUAGAAUAUAAUAGACUUCUUCUUUCACACAUUCUACUUAAAAAUGCAAAUGCGCUACUUAUAUGUUUAUAUAAAUCUUUUAAUUAUCUUAAUUUACAACAAAAUAUUUACUUUUUAACAAAUUCACUCCCAGAGCUUCCACAUGCUGGGUCUUCCGAGGAGCCCAAGACUAGACAUUGUGCCUCUUGGGAGCCGAAGUGUUAACAUCAUAUACUAUUGUUAGUGUAUAUCAAUAGUUAAACAUUUACUCAUUUAUUACACAAUUUGAGUAAAAGGAAUAUAAUAUAAUUCGUUAAGUGCAACUUCUCAAUAAAAAUGUAUUCCGUAUCAAAGCUUAGCUUUAUUGUAAUGAGAUAAUGGUUUUAGACUAUACUAAAAACCAAAACUAAAUGGUAUGGUCUAUACUAUCUCCAAACAAAUUACAUUAUCUACUUUUUCAAUAAAUUAUAAUAGCAACCAAGAUCAAACUGAUUGAAUUGUGUUAAACUUUAAAUUAUAAGUUGAAAUUGUAUUUAGUUAAGGUUUAUAAUUAAAUACAAAAUAAAACAUUGUCAACUCCUGAUUAUUUAGGAAUAGAUUAUUAGUAUUUGAAAUCAAUCACAUUUGGUUUGUAAAAUUAAGAUUAGUAAUGAAAUUCAUCCUGAGAAGUAUUUGUAUAUGUGAGCUUUAAAGCUCAAACUGUUACAUUACCAGAAACUAGACAUUCUGUAUCCCAAGCUGAACAUAGUAGAAACAAAUCAACCCAGUGUACAAUGAUGCCACAGCUGGAUGCUAUAUUACUGUGAGGACGGUCCAUCAUCAAGAGGUGACAAUACCUUUGUCCAUCAUCUAUAUCUGAAAUUAGGAAUCAAAUGUGGAUAGCAAUUUAUGAGGUUCGUUCUGAAAGCAAGUUGCUUUAUCAAUUACAAAAUACACAUUAAUUUAAUUUUGUUUUAUACUUUUGAAAGAACAACUCCUAAACUGUUUGUCAACAUACAGUAUUUAACAUUCACAUCUAAGCACCUACCAUAUCUAGGUACAAGCUUUUAAACACCUAUUAAAUAAAAAUCUGCCACCUGUGCAUGUAACCAGUCUUGACGGUAACUUUAAACACUGCAUCGUCCUUGAAACGCUUUAUCUGAGCAAUUUCUUUAUGUUGGGGAACUCAUUGAAAUCACUAGGGCCAAAUUGGAUCUGUAUAGUGGAUAGUCCCAGCCAACAUUUGGCUACAUUUUGCAGAUAUUAAAGUUUCUCAGUCACAAUUUUGUAUACUAGAGUUCUUUAUAUAUGCAUUAAAUGGUGUGAAAGAUAUGUGGUAAUGAACCUUCGAUUUUUCCCUCAUCUUAAGUAGGAUUCAACCAGGUCAUCAGUAAUGGACCUGAUGACCAGGUUGAAUAGGACUACAAUAAUUGUGGACUACACAGCAGUGGUGGUGGGUGGUAUCCAAGAUGGCUAGUGAUGCCAGUUAAGUCCCAUAAGCACUAUGUAAUCAUCAUACAGAUUGUCACACGAUUCUGAAAUCUGUGUGAUGAUGGAAUUGUGUGCAGGGGAUUGUAGAGGUUUAUCAUUUUUACUGCCGCACUUCAGUUGAUAAGAUCAUUAUUUAACAGUACUGCUGGGCCAAGCUGACUGAAAUAAAUGUGUUACUUUCAAGUUGAUCUAUUGACUUGUUACUGCAUAAAGGAACUGUACCGUCAGCAUAAAUAACAGGAUAGCUAUGGUGAUGAGACAGGUCUGAUAUAAAUAAAAGAAAUAGUUCUAGGUCCAUUACAGAGCCUUGGAGCACUCCUCUUUUUAUUGGUAAUAGAACCGAUGUUUAUUAAUUAGUGUAUUACGGUUUAAUUAUAAUUUACAGUAAUUAUCCAGUAGGAUAAUUAUUGAACCACAAAAAUGAACCUGUUUUUAAUUCCAGCAGUAAUACUAGUACAAUCUGCCUUUUUUGCCGUAUAUUGAGCAGUUUCUAUUUUUUUUAAACGUUUUUCUAAAAAUACUUUAGUUCAUUGUUUUUAUUUUUUUUCUUUUGAACUUUUUUUAAUAAAUUUUAGGUAAAUUAUUAAAUUUUUAAUAUUACAAGGGAUCCCCAGUAAUUUAACAAGACAUUUUGAAAUAUAAAGUCAAGUAAAUUUAAAAUAAUCAAGUUUAGCUGUAUACAUUUGAAAGAUACGUUUUUAGGUAUAUAUUUACACACUAGCAAUUCAAAUUAAGGCACAUCAUACCAAAAUACAAGUUUUCAAUACCGUCUCUUAGAAAUCUACCAACUAUGAUUCUAACUAUUGGUUUAUAUCGGCAUGCAGUAGUACCAAAAUUUGUGGUAACUUAGGUUUCCACCACAAUUUCACGCACUCUGUAAGUUAAGGAAAAUGUUUUAAAAGUUUUGUAAUCACUAAACAAUGAUUUUCACUAAUAUUUUUAUUAAUUUUCAUUACCACUUUUCAGCCACAAGAUUAGGCCACCGCUUCGGUCCUCAUCAAGAACAUUGGUACAGCAAAUUUUUAAAUAAUUUAUUUUACUUACCGUACACUCAUUUUAAUUUUCUGUACACAUCAUAAAGUUUGCAUUAAAUUUCAAUAUACCUUUUUUCUAUCCUAACAGCCAACAAAAAUUUCACAGAAUGCACCUUAACUGAGUAAAUUCAUUCAUUUAUCUCGCAAGUGGUAAGACUAGUGUAGCACACAUUUAAGUAAAGUAGGAAGAGCACAGUCUGCAAGCCUACCAUAGCUGCAUGAGUACUGAUGGAACAUUUUGGCAUUUAUUGUUCAAGCCCCACGCAUUGCAGUAAUAGGCCAAAAUGUCUCUACAUUGAAAAUUAAACUCAAAAUUAAGUGGAAACAUUUUAUCAGAUUAUAUAUCAGCUGUUUGAUCAACUAUUUUCUAUGAACUCGAUUUAUGUCAAAUUUCACCAUUUGUAUCCCUUAGCAAUGGUUAAUUUCUAAUCAAUAUUUUGUCCAGUGUGAAUGACUUGGGUCAACUGUGGGUUUUCUUUUUUAUGGAUAUCUCCUUAUUAACUGUGAAUAAUCAGGAAUUGACUUGAAAUAGAUAUAAGAAUAUUUGUUCACAUUUUGUCUUUUGUUAUUUAUUUCUUUAUUAAAAUAAUUGACUUAUCUUUACAGUAUUAUAAAUUUUGUUUCUCCUGUAAUGAAGUAUGGUAUGUCAUUUUUGUAUAAGAAAUGCAACAAGGUAAUACUGCUGAUUAUUCCAGGUUUAAUUUGAGUCCUAAUGUUAAUUUAGAACCAUGACCUUGAAGGUUUAAUAAUUUUUUUGCUAGUUUUAUUAUUUGAAUUAAGAAGUGAUACAGCCUAACAAUAUCAUCAAAAUUAAUGUCUUCGAGAUUAUUAGUUCUGUAGGACUUAGAAGAUUUCUUCAAGAAAUGUAAAAUUUUUAAAGAAACGACAUUGAUUGACGAACCACCAAUGAUUACUUGCGUGUUAAUGAUUUGAAACAAUUGUUACUUUAUAACAAUUUUAUAUAUUAUAUAUUACGCAUAGUUACGGUUUCUUCUGUGAUAAAAAGUUUCUUAACAUAUUAGUGUGACUGUUCAGAGCUUUGAAGACUCAAUUUAUAAUAAGAAAGACAGAUUUUGCCUACUUACUAAUCUUGUGGAGAAAACUUUAGGAAGUGCAGAGCAAACGAUUCAGUAUUUAUUGUCACAGUAUUGCUGAUCUGGCAUAUUAUUGAUACACUCAUUUAUGUAAUAGAAGUAACAAGGAAAUGGAUCAGGGAUAAAAUGUUUUUUAUAUUAACAAUAGUUAAAAAAAACUAUAUAGAUUAAAAUUAAAGUUAUACAUUGUCUUAUUAUAUUUCGUUUUUAUUGAAUUUAAAUAAAUUAAAUUACAUAAUUAUUUGAACAAAGCUUUUAUAGAUCAACCUAUUUAAAUAGAGCUGCAUUGUACCUGCUACUGAAUAUUUUAUUGUUUUCAAUUGGUUUUAUUAAUAUGCUAAGUCUUCAUACUAAUUUAUAAAAAGACUGUCAAAAACAGUUAUUCUGUGAUAAACAACAUUCCAGCAAAGGAAAAUUAGAAGUGCCAUAUAAACACUCUCCUUUGUAUGCAUUCACUGUAUUACACUUCCAGCGAGUUCUUUAACAUUCAUUCUGCUUAUUCCGUCCUUAUUUAUUGUAUUGUUGCUAUCAAAUACAUUCUGAAAAUAUAUAUUUUAUUUCUUA